GUAAAAUCGAAUCGGUCUUCUUCUUGUUUCUCUUUGUUUCUAAAAAGAAGGGGAGAGGAGAAAAGCGAGAUAGAUACAAAAGAGAAAAAUGUUUCUUCGAAGAUUGGUCACAGGAGCAGGUCCAUUAUUUGCAAGAGUGAAAGAAACAACAGGGAUAGUAGGUCUAGAUGUAGUACCAAAUGCAAGAGAAGUAUUGAUUUCACUCUACAAAAAAACCCUAAAUGAAAUCAAAGCUGUACCCGAAGAUGAGGGUUACAGAAAAGCCGUUGAAUCAUUCACUACAAACAGAUUGAGAGUAUGUGAAGAAGAAGAAGAUUGGGAACAGAUCGAGAAGAAACUUGCUUGUGGUCAAGUUGAGGAACUCAUUGAAGAAGCUCAGGAUGAACUCACCCUCAUUUCUAAGAUGAUUGAGUGGGAUCCUUGGGGUGUUCCAGAUGACUACGAAUGUGAGGUUAUUGAGAAUGAUGCUCCAGUUCCAAAGCACGUCCCUCUGCAUCGUCCAGGUCCUCUGCCAGAGGAGUUUUUCAAGACACUGGAGGCGAUUACUUCUGCCCCAAAGAAAGAUGAGCCAGCUAUUGCCGAGUCCACCGCUUCAAAGGAGUAACCUGCUCUCACUUCUACAAACUCGACUCUGUUUUAUCUAGGAAAACAAUAACUGUAUUUGUUGUUUGAGCUUUCUGAACUUCAACAAAAGCUCAGCUUCUGUAUUGGUGAACCUGAGCGAACUUUUGGUCGGGAAGGGAUUAAUGCAUUAAAGUCUUUUCGUUUAAUUCAACUUUAAGCAUUUCUGUGUAAGCAAGCUAGAAAAAAUAUAGUCACAAACCAUCAUGUUUCUAUUUCUCUAUAGUCUUCAAAUAAAUUUGGUUUCCCUUGGCGAGUA
Papaver somniferum (opium poppy) is the source of this 880-nucleotide messenger RNA. Its product is annotated as probable NADH dehydrogenase [ubiquinone] 1 alpha subcomplex subunit 5, mitochondrial. NCBI's taxonomy places the organism in Eukaryota, Viridiplantae, Streptophyta, Magnoliopsida, Ranunculales, Papaveraceae. Gene Ontology annotation, biological process: respiratory electron transport chain. Bases 89 to 604 code for a protein of 171 amino acids. The record is from RefSeq and is a predicted model, not a curated record. The transcript has 2 exons.